AGCGCUCGCACGAGAAUGUUCUCGGAGGCGAACUUAUAAAUACGUGAGAUUUAUGCACCCAGAGACUAGGCAGCGGAACUAACAAACGAACGGGAAGUUAUGGUAUUGCGAGCGAAGCGUGCUUGGAUAUUUGCGGAAAUUCGCUUUCUUAUACAUAGACUUCUUUGGAUUGAACUUGGACGAAAUAAAUCUCGAGCAACAAUAUAUAUGAGGUUUAAGCCAUGGCGCAAGCAAAUCUAGAGCAGCAGCAGCAGCAGAAGCAGCUCGACUUGCUAGGCCCGGCCUAUGCGCUAGAAUGGACAGAAAGUCAGAGCCGCUGCUCCCGGCGGGACUUUAGAAGUGCUGAAGAGCUGCGCACUGAUAUUCAGCAUCACGGAAAAGAACCGCAGAAAUCUAAGCCCCGACACCGGCUCCUGGUCCUCCAUGGGUUCCCUGUGGACUAUGUCCAGGUGUUAAGGGACCUGCUGGAUAUCGACACGGGCUUUAUCGACGCACAUAUUAGUAGGCUGAGCUAUAGGCCGUUGGUAAGGCGGAGGCGGGACCACGGGGCUAUUCAUUUCGAGUAUCCAGAGUUGUUUACAACGCCGAGGGAGUUUGCCACAGAUAUUGAGAGGGUCACAGCAGUGAAUGGUUUUCGUACUAGAGGUAAUGAUAACGCUGGAGAACCGCCUCUGCACACCAUCUCAGACAACGGAGAAGAGGUAUUAUUCUGUCGCGCCUCGUUAUGGCAGUGUGCUAAAACCAAUGUUCUUCUGUUGGACAGUCCGGCAUGGACUCGGGGACGUCGUCCUUUGGACCCAGGUCAAGUUAUCGCAACUACCGGCCUGGCAGACGGAGUUAUGUCGAGUUUUGAGUCGCUCCUCUACCAUAGUUUGGCGGAGGAGUGGCACGAUAACUCCUACGAGGACGUAGAUAUACGUGCUCUCGUACAAGACAUCGCCGUGCACAAAUGGACCGAAUUCUUCGAUAUGGUUUCUUCGAAUACAACCCUCGGUAUGCAUCAGAUGACGGCGCUCUACUGGCAAGUACAGGAGAGUCUAGAAAGAAACCUGAGCAGCGCCGAGCUCUACGAGAGAUUACUCCAGGCUACAAACUCUCCAUGUUCAACCUCCUAUUCCUCUAAAUCGGACUGGGAAUUCCUCCUCUCCCGCCUUAAUAGACAUGUCUCGUUACUGAACCACCUUGCCCCUAUUUCCGCACCUAGUCUUAACCCCAGUCCCGUUGUCCCCGGUAGCAUCCCACCUCCUCCACCGGGGAAGCAGCCCCUUACUACAAGAGGUAUUCCCCCAUCAGAAAUGAUCCCCGGUCGCCAUCGCACCCGCAGCGGCAACAACUCCAGUGCCGACGAACAGAACAAGCACGCGCUAGACCGCGUCUCGUACAUGGGCGGCAUCCUACUCCCACUAUCCAUCGUUUCCAGCAUCCUAUCUAUGAGCGACCCGUUCGGUCCUACGGGGCCUAUGUUCUACGUCUUCUGGGCGGCGGCCGUGCCUCUAGUCUUCGUCGCCAUCCUAAUCAUCUACGCUGAUUCGAUCCGCAAGGCCGAGGUAUGGAUCGAGGUCGCGAGUAACGGUAGUAGCACCGGCGUUGGCGAGACUAGCGAAGAGAAACCUGGGUCCGAUCUUGAAGGUCAGGCUUUGCCGUAUAAUGGGUUUGGGAUCGCGGCGCUGGGAAGGAGGGAAGAACAAGAGGAGGAGGAGGCAAUGGGGACAGAUUCGUUUGAUGAGCCAGCUAUGAUGGUGGAGAAGCUAUUCAAAGAUGCUGGGAGUAGGAAGUGGAAGAGAGAGCAGCUUGGUUGGGGUGGCGCAUGUAAGACUGCGUUGCGAAUUUAUAAGCUCAAGAGAGGGAAACCACCUGGCUGGGUUAGGCAUGGAAGGACAAUUUAAGGACACGGACUAAUAUUGGAAUAAUAUACAACAUUAUAUUAAAACAU
Daldinia vernicosa is the source of this 1933-nucleotide messenger RNA. RefSeq lists its product as uncharacterized. The record is from RefSeq and is a predicted model, not a curated record. The transcript has 2 exons. NCBI's taxonomy places the organism in Eukaryota, Fungi, Ascomycota, Sordariomycetes, Xylariales, Hypoxylaceae. The coding region runs from base 222 to 1886 and encodes 554 amino acids.